Molecule: messenger RNA, 1130 nt
Organism: Pyricularia oryzae 70-15
Lineage: Eukaryota; Fungi; Ascomycota; Sordariomycetes; Magnaporthales; Pyriculariaceae
Product: dihydrofolate reductase
Exons: 2
Coding region: 157-855 (232 amino acids)
Biological process (GO): glycine biosynthetic process; folic acid metabolic process; tetrahydrofolate biosynthetic process
Cellular component (GO): mitochondrion
Molecular function (GO): dihydrofolate reductase activity; NADP binding
Source: RefSeq, a predicted model, not a curated record
AAAAAACAAUGCUUGUCGCUUCCAGUUCUAAAUAUAUAACGCGAUACCAUAGAGAGAGAAAAAGGAUCAACGCACUGGCAUAAUACCAGUUGAAUCUCAUUUAGAUCAAAACAUCACUCCCACCGAACAAAAAGACAAACUCUUUUUAAAUUCAAGAUGCCACCCACAUCACCAAUCGAGCUCACUCUUGUGCUCGCCGCAACGCGGGACAUGGGCAUCGGCCGCGGCGGGACUCUACCAUGGACGGGCCUAAAGAAGGAGAUGGCAUACUUUGCUCGCGUCACCAAGCGUCUCCCUGCGGCAGAUGAUAAACCACCGACGGCACUCAACGCCGUCAUAAUGGGCCGCAAGACGUGGGACAGCAUCCCCCCAAAGUUCCGCCCGCUGAAGGGCCGGCUAAACGUCGUGCUGAGCCGGUCAUUUCCGGAGCUCAAGGGGACCCCACCGCCGCCGUCAUCGGCCGCCGCAACAACGACGACGACGACAACAACAGAUCCGGAUCCGGUCGUCAACGACAGGGUGCCGAUCCACGCGCGCUCGCUGCCCGAGGCGCUAGCCUACCUCGGCCAGCUCAGGGAGCAGCGCCAGGCCGUGGGCAAGGUGUUCAUCAUCGGCGGGGCGCAGAUCUACGACGUGGCCCUGGGCCUGCCCGAGACGCGGCGCGUGCUCUUCACGAGCGUCAUGUCCGACUUUGAGUGCGACGCGUCGGUGGCGCUGCGGCUGGGCGAGGGCACCGGCUGGAGGAGGACGUCCAAAGAGGAGCACGACGCCUGGGUGGGCGAGGAGGUCCCAGCAGGUGUGCAAGAGGAGAAUGGGACGCAGUACGAGUUUCAGAUGUGGGAGAGGUCGGAUUGAUAUCGACUUUUUGAUAUAUAUUUUUUUUUCUUUUUUUUCCCCCCCUUUCCUUUUCUCUUUCUUUCUUUGGUGAAUGAUAUGGCUACCAAAAAGAGGGUGAAUCAACAACCCCAUAGCGGCGUUUUAGUACAUAACUUUGACCUUGACCCAUGUUUUAACGGGUGAGGCCAUAAUAACCGACAAGGCCCCCAAAAGGUACAACUACUGUUACAGCUAUAUAAAUAUACACAGCACCCACUGGAGUGUGCUGGACGAUUGUGGGAAUACAUCAUGUU